AAUGGGCAGAUUAAUCACUGGCAGCAAAAAUCCUACAGUGCUGUACGUUAGUGGUGGAAAUACUCAGGUAAUUGCUUAUUCAGAUAGAAGGUACAGAAUAUUUGGAGAAACUAUUGAUAUUGCAGUUGGGAAUUGUUUGGAUAGAUUUGCAAGAAUAUUAAAAAUUUCUAAUGAUCCAAGUCCUGGUUAUAAUAUUGAACAACUUGCAAAGAAAGGAUCAAAAUACAUUGCUUUACCAUACACUGUAAAAGGAAUGGAUAUAUCUUUCUCAGGAAUUUUAUCACACAUAGAAGAGAUUGCAAAAAAGCAGUUGAAAAGUGGUGAAUGUAACCCUGCAGAUCUAUGUUAUUCACUUCAAGAAACCAUAUUUGCAAUGCUUGUCGAAAUAACAGAGAGAGCCAUGGCUCACUGUGAAUCACAAGAAGUUUUGAUAGUCGGUGGUGUGGGAUGUAACUUAAGAUUACAGGAAAUGAUGGGGGUUAUGGCUGAGGAAAGAGGAGCUAAAUUGUUUGCUACAGACAUGAGGUUUUGCAUUGAUAAUGGAGCUAUGAUCGCCCAAGCUGGGUGGGAAAUGUUUCGAUCUGAUCCAAAGCGACACAUCACACCAAUAGAAAAGUCAACAUGCACUCAAAGGUUUAGAACAGACGAAGUAGAAGUCACUUGGAGAGAUGACUGAUAUUGGAAACUGUAGAAGAUGUGUUAGCCCUGUAAUGGCAGAAUGGAGCUGCAUGGUCGGGAGGUCUUGUCGCAGCAGGAUGGGCCCUAUGGAUGUUGGGCAAGACACACUGAGAUUGGAUAGAACUGAAGGGCUAUUCUGAAUUACAUGAAAAAACGUCAACUUAUUUGAAGGCUGGAACAAUGGCAAAAUAGCAUGUUAUUCAUUUACAAUGGGUUCGGUAACCUUUUGUCGUUCACGGGCCACACAUAUUUUUUUUAGAAGUAAAAAAUUGAAUGGAUGGUCGAUUAAUCAAAAUUUUUUAACACUAAUCAAAGGUUGAAAUUUUUUCUUACAAUUACAAUUCUUACAAAUUACAUUUAAUGUGAUAUUUUUUAUUGCAUCACGUGACUCACUGAAUAAAGCUAAGAUUGGAACAUUUCCGAAAUUUUGUCAAGAAAAGCUCAGCAUUUUUUUGGCUACACUUUUAUGUAAUAUAGAUAGUCUGUGCCACCCUUUUUCAUCAUUACUGCUUGAUUUAAAAGUUGUACAGCCCACGUUGGUUAUAGUCACUUGCUAACCUACUGUUAUAAAUUGAUUUUGAAAGAAAUAUGAGCGAUUAGGGAAGGUAACAAGAGAGAAGUGCACAAAAGGAACUAUUGCUUGGGUGAUUGGGAUGCCAUUCCCGGAAAUUUUCCGUGUCUUGCAACUGCAUUACUCUACAAUUCUACAUAUGCUUGUGAAUUUCUGUUCUCAGUUAUGAACUCCAUUAAGUCUUGUAAUAGGAGUAACCUGUAGAUGAGACCAGUACCGGUAGUCCGUGUAUUCAUUUAAAAGUUUGAAAAUGUAAACCCAAUAUAAAAUACCUAUCAACCGUAAUGCAGCAGCAAAGGUCUCACUGAUAUAGAAUAAAAAAAGUAAUCAAGUCUGUUUGUCUGACUGAUAUUUUCCCGAACUGUCUGUACAUGUUUAAAAGGUUUAUUAUUGUGUAUGUUUGCUUUGAAAGUAGCAAAGGUAAGUUUUUAAUUUUGGUCGGCACACGGAAGAAUUUUGUCAUUAAAUUCAUCUGAUUUAGGCACGCGAGCCGAAAAAGGUUGCCCACCCCCGUCCUAGUUCCUUCUAAUGAGUAUUUUCGAAAUAUGUACUUUUAAACAUUGAUAUGAACUUUUGUGCAUGGUUUAUCAAAUUUGGAUAAAGUUUUCCUUCAA
This is a messenger RNA of Styela clava, 1863 nucleotides long. Lineage: Eukaryota; Metazoa; Chordata; Ascidiacea; Stolidobranchia; Styelidae. The record is from RefSeq and is a predicted model, not a curated record.